Molecule: messenger RNA, 3309 nt
Organism: Nilaparvata lugens (brown planthopper)
Lineage: Eukaryota; Metazoa; Arthropoda; Insecta; Hemiptera; Delphacidae
Gene: D2hgdh
Product: D-2-hydroxyglutarate dehydrogenase, mitochondrial
Exons: 6
Coding region: 37-1158 (373 amino acids)
Cellular component (GO): mitochondrion
Molecular function (GO): catalytic activity; FAD binding
Source: RefSeq, a predicted model, not a curated record
AAGGUAUUGUGAACUGAAUUGAAAGUCAUCCUUUCAAUGUCGCUUAUGAACAAAGUCAUAGACAUAAAUCCUCUUUCAGGUACUCUGACGUGCGAGGCCGGUUGCGUCCUGGAAAACCUGGAGAACAGGCUGGAAGAGCACCAGCUGAUGAUGCCCCUGGACCUGGGUGCCAAGGGCAGUUGUCACAUUGGCGGCAACAUCUCCACCAACGCAGGUGGUCUGAGGCUGCUUAGGUACGGCAGUCUCCAUGGCAGUGUGUUGGGUGUCGAGGCGGUGCUAGCAAACGGCGAGGUUAUCGACUGUUUGAAUGUCCUGAAGAAAGACAACACGGGCUAUCAUCUGCGACAUCUGUUCAUUGGUUCGGAGGGCACACUGGGCGUGGUCACUAAGGCCGCCAUACACUGUCCGCCUCGACCCAAGGCUCUCAACUUGGCCUUCCUUGGAACGGACAGUUUCAAGAACGUGCUGAACAUCCUCCAAUUGGCCAAGAGUCGUCUGUCCGAGAUUCUGUCGUCCUGCGAGAUGAUCGACGAACCGUCCUUAUCAGCUGUAGUCAGAAAUCUGGGCGUGAAGAGUCCCAUAGGCCAGUUUCCGUUCUAUGUUCUGAUCGAGACUUCUGGCUCGCACACGGCUCACGACGAGGAAAAGUUGAAUGCCUUUCUGGAUGCUGCAAUGGCCGAAAGCUACGUUCUAGAUGGCACUGUCACCAAUGAACCUUCGCGGAUGCAGGUUCUAUGGCAGCUGCGCGAAAGGAUUGCAGAAGCGCUGUUGAAAGAUGGGCCGGUCUACAAGUACGACGUUUCUCUGCCUGUUGAACACUUCUAUGGAAUAGUGCCUUUGCUACAGGACAAACUGAAAGGCACUAGCGCUGAUAUAGUUACCGGAUAUGGACAUAUUGGUGACGGCAACGUGCACCUGAACAUCACGUCGCGUUUCUACGACCAACAGCUGGUUGAUGACGUUAUCGAGCCGUUCGUGUUCGGAUGGGUGGCCGCACACAACGGCAGCAUCAGUGCUGAACACGGCAUCGGAUUCAAGAAGACCGAAUUCUUGCAUUACUCCAAGAAGCCCAGCGCCAUAGCUCUCAUGAAGCAGAUGAAACACCUCCUCGAUCCCAAUGCCAUUCUCAAUCCCUACAAGGUUCUGCCCGACAACUGAAUCCUAUCACUGAGCUCUAUAAAAUGAAAUCAUAAUGGCAUUGAUUUGAAAUCUAUGAGAUUAAUCUUGAAUCAUAACGAUAGCAUAUCCCAUGGUACAGGUGAAUUAUGUUCCAAAUUCCAAGCUAAGAAUCCAAGAGAAACGAUAGCAUAAUCAUAUUUUCCAUUGUAUAGGUGAAUUAUGUUCCAAAUUCCAAGCUGAGAAUCCAAGAGAAACGAUAGCAUAAUCAUAUUUUCCAUUGUAUAGGUGAAUUAUGUUCCAAAUUCCAAGCCAAGAAUCCAAGACAAACGAUAGCAUAAUCAUACUUUCCAUUGUAUAGGUGAAUUAUGUUCCAAAUUUCAUGCUAAGAAUCCAAGAUAAACGAUAACAUAAGCAUAUUUUUUCCAUUGUAUAGGUGAAUUAUGUUCCAAAUUCCAAGCUGAGAGUCCAAGAGAAACGAUAGCAUAAUCAUAUUUUCCAUUGUAUAGGUGAAUUAUGUUGCAAAUUUCAAGCUAAGAAUCCAAGAGAAACGAUAGCAUAAGCAUAUUUUUUCCAUUGUAUAGGUGAAUUAUGUUUCAAAUCCUAAUCCGUUUUUUUUUUUGUCAACUCAAGCCAAUUUCUGUCGACUACUAUCCAUUAUUACUGUUUCGACCGGGUGACAGUGUACAAUACCAUUCUCAACUAUGAAUGAUUGAGAAAGGAACAACAGGAAGGCCAAAAAUGUUCCUUUCCCAGAUUUGGAUAAAAAUUGUCCAAAAAUAGGUUAUGUUAAUCACUUCAUAGGUUUUGUCCAAUUUUGUGUCCAUAAUAUAUAUGUUGGCCCAGCCUGGUGAAAGUGCAAUUCCAAGUUGAUAACUUAUCAAUGAUAAGUUUCUACUCCUACUGGCGAACAAGUGUUUCACUUAUGCCAGUUGUAGUCUCCACCACCUGCCGAAUAAGAAUAAGAUAUAGAUAAAAAUAGAAAUCUAAGUACCCUUGGAGUUUUUUUUAGUAAGAAAAAACGACAAGAGUAAGAUAGUUGAUAUAGGUAGCUAUUUAGAAGAAUAAUUAUUAUUUUUGUCCAGUUGUCACAACUUUGUAUUAUUUUUGUGUUUUUAAAGAAAUAAAUUGAAUUGAGUUGAAAAUUCCUUACGAAAGCCAAUCAAGGCCAGUGCUGGCAAACCACCCAUACACAGCUUGCGCUUGUCGACAUUGGCCUUCCUUGGGCCAACAUGUGGGUGCGGCAUAAGAACGGCACAGUAUUGAUUGAUUAGCUGCCUGUAUUUAAAUUAGUAUUGUAUCUUACAAUCAUUUAUUCAUUAUGUAGUAUAUAGUAUCUGUAUGAUUGAAUACAGUAUAUAGUAACAAUAUAUCAGUAUCAGAGACUACCAGCGUCACAUAGCUUCAGUCACGAAAAAUAACUACGUGGACUAUCGGCUUGAAUUAACAGUAAAAUGUAGAUCAUGAACGCCCUAUACCAUGGGAUAUCUUCUUAUGCUUUCUUUUACCUAUGAUUCUAUAGACUGACUAUUCAAGAUUAAUCUUAUAGAUUUCAAACGAAUGCCAUUUUGAAAACCUCCUGCUUACACAAAAGCCUCUUGGAUUCUAAUCAUGAUUGAAAGCUUCGAGAACCAAUCAUACGUUUUUGAAAAUAAUGUUUCUUUGAUUGGUUCUUGUGUCAUUAAUCACGGUUAAAAUUUAAGAGGACUUUGGGCAACCGAGCCUUAGACUGAUCCAUAUUUUUAAAGUUUAAAUUGUGUCAUUUUAGACACCAUAGAUUUUAUUCUAGGUAGUGAUUUAGAUAUAGGUAGAUUUAGAUUUAGAUUUAGGUAUUAGGUAGUUUAUUUAGAUAUAUAUUUUCGAAGUUUAUCAUAGAUUGUGCUAUUUUGAAAACUAUAAUAUUCUAUUCUAGGUAGUGAAUUAUUUUAAUUGUGCGUGACUUGAAAACCAUAUCUCGUAUUUUACUAUAGAUAGGCCUAGUGAACUAUUCCAAUAGAAUAGAAAAAGUCUUUAUUCAUCAGAUGUAAGAAAUACAUUAGAACAGAGUCAAUAAAUUACAAUAUAAAUAUAAAUAACUAGGCUAGCCUAGUAUAUAUAGACAAAAGCGUUUCGUCAAAAAUCAAUGUUUAACUCUUGAGAAGAAUACAGCGAUAAUUUGACCGGAUAUUCCUUUAAAUUCUUUGCAAACAUUCU